UAAAUGUAGAAAUAUGUGUGUAAGCAUUUAAAGGUAUACUUUCUUUUUAAAAGACUUUUUAUUUUAUUAAUUCAGUAGAUGAUUGACUGCCUUCCAUGUUAGAAUACAAAUACAAUAAAACAUUUUUGUCCUCAAGGAAUUCACAAAAGGAAGGAAGCAUGCAAACAAUGGCACCAAAGGAAUAAAGGAAAAACCACUCUGGGACCAUAAAGGAUGUGGCUACUGUUUGGGCAAAGAGGGAUAGAUGAGAUGUGCCAGGUCUUCCUCAAGAAGGGAAGUCCUUGAACUGAUCUAUGAAGAGUAUUUUAUGGAUUAAUUCUUCAUUGAUUACAUACAACAGCAAUAGAGUUAUGGCGACCUUCCAGACUUUGAGAAACAGUCACAUGAAGACUAGAACAUCUGUCAGAAGAAGCUUCAGUGAAGAUGUGUUCCAGUCUGUCAAGUCUUUAUUACAGAGUGAGAAGGAACUAUGCAGUAUAUCAGCAGAGGAUUGCUUAAAGCAGGAUGAACAUGCCAAUCUGACUGAGGUCACAUUUCUAGGUUUUAAUGAAGAAACAGAUGCUGCUCAUAUUCAGGAUUUAGCUGCAGUUUCUUUGGAACUUCCAGAUCUUCUGAAUUCACUGCACUUCUGCAGUCUAAAUGAAAAUGAAAUUAUUUGUAUGAAGGAUAUAAGUAAAUCAUCAGAUACAAACAGUGGUCCUCUAAGUCAGAGUCAGCAUUCUGGAAUGCUCUGUGUCAUGAGAGUGUCACCUACAUUGCCAAGACUCAGAAUUGAUUUCAUCUUUAGUCUCCUAAGUAAAUAUGCUACUGGUAUAAGAUAUACCCUGGACACGUACUUGCAUCAGAAGCGCCAACUUGAGACUGCUAAGGAAGAUGAUGAUGACACCAAUCAGUCCGUGUCUUCCAUAGAGGAUGAUUUUGUCACUGCUUUUGAGCACUUAGAGGAAGAAGAGAUCUCAAAGCCAUGCAAUGAUGGAAUAAAUAUUACCGCACUAAAGAGCCAGUGUGAUGCUGCUUCUCAGACUUCUUCUGGUCACCAGGUAGAAACCCAUGAUUUAAGGAUUCUCGUCAGCUCUGGGAGGCAGAAGUCAUUGGCUAAACCUUCAACUUCCUUAAUAAAUAUUCUGGGACAUAAAGAACUACCUUCUGUGAAAACUUCAGUGACUACAUUAAUUACUGAGCCCUGGAUCCAAAAGAGUUUCUAUAGGUCAUGUAAUGCUUCAGAUAAAGGUGGUAAUGCACAGAAAACAUUUUUUUCUUCUUCGCCUGCCUACUCCUCUGAAUCUGAAUGCUCCAGUCCAAGUCCUGUUAUUUUCUUGGAUGAAGAGGGUUAUCAGAAAAGUUUAAAAGCAAAACUUGAGUUACCUAAAAUUCCUGUGAUGAAAGAUGAUAUAGAGGAUUCGGACUCAGAAGUGAGUGAAUUUUUUGAUAGUUUUGAUCAGUUUGAUGAACUUGAGCCAACUUUAGAGACUUCCUGUCCUUUUCCAAAAGAUCCUGUCCUAGGAAAGACAUCACAAAAGAAAGGACACAAACAUGAAAAAUCUUGCUCUGUAACCACUGCAAUGAAUCCUCAAAAAUUCAAGUUUGAUCGUCCAGUCCUCCCGGCUAAUGUUAGAAAGCCAACUCCUCGUAAGCCAGAAUCCCCUUACAGCAACCUGUGUGAUGCUCCAGAUUCACCACGCCCAGUGAAGGCAUCAGGGGAGGACAGCGGCUUGUUUAGCCCUGUUCGAUCCUCGGCCUUUAGUCCUCUUGGAGGCUGUCCUCCUGCUGAGUGUUUUUGCCAAACAGGUAUCAGUGGAGCUCGGCUUCAUGAGAGUCAUGAUUCUCUUUAUUACACCUAUGAGGAUUAUGCCCAUAGCAUUUCAUGUGAGGUGCUGAGCUCUGUUCUUCAUACCCAGCACCCUGACAUAACCCCAGACACGAAGAGUAUUAAAAAAGGAGAAAAUAAAACCAUAGCUCUGAAGAGCGAAAGCCUUGAGCCAAAAAGUAAAUCUAACAAUAAAUCCUUGAUGAUUAAAGAUAGCAUUCAGAAAUUUGCAUCUGAUCUUGUGGAAAAAAGUUUGGGCAGUGCAUUUAAAGACUUACAGAAGGGAGUCUCUUCAUGUACCAACGCGUUGUGUCACUUAGCCAUCAAAUUGACGUCCUCCAUUUUUCAGGUGGCAUUUAAUGAACUGAGAAGGCAGUGUGCGUUUUCACUGAGAGAACGUGCCAUCAGCGGGCUGGCUAAUUUUUUGGUGAGUGAAGCUUUAGCAAGUGCUUUACAGGAUUUACAAUACGUAAAAAAGCAGAUAUUCACUAACACGGUUGCUAGGUUUGCUGCAGAUCUUGCCGAAGAGCUUGUUUUUGAAGGCAUCAUGGAAGUGUGUCAGUUUUCCUAUCCUCCAACACCCGCAUCUCCACAGUGGUGGUCAUCAGACUGUGAGGACAGAGUAGUGAAGUCCUAUGCAAAAGACUUAUCUGAGUCUGUUAUACAGGAAGCAUUUAUUGAGCUUUCGCAAGUUGAUGUGACCUUCACGACCAAGGCAGCAGUUAGUGUUUCUACAGAUAACAUAAAAUGUGUGAGCACAGAAAAUUUAAUGCCAUCGACACAGACUUCCAUGUUUUCCCCUGCUUGGAACAAUCAGACCGUAACAGCGACAAGACCCAUGCAGGACUAUAAAAAGGAGUACACAGUACAGCAGGCCUUGUUUUGUACAUCUGGAGUUGUUACUUCUAUACCAGUGCCCUUGGCAGGAAGUGCCCUUCUCCCAUACCAUAUUUCAUCUAACAUUUAUCAGGCGAAGUCUCUUCGGUCAUCUGAUGAUAGUAAUUUGAAUGGCGAUUUUACCCAGACACACGUUACCACAAAAAGCAAAGAAGAGGAAGUAGCAUGUCUCAGAAAUAUUUGUUUACCCUCAGACUACAAUCCAGGUAACCAGAAAGAAUUUAAACCAACUAAUGAUGAUAUCGAAAUGCAGAGCUCUUCAAAAUUAACAAGUGAUCCUGUGAUUAUUAGCAACUUUUCCACCUCAGUAGUGCACACGAUUGUAAAUGAAACAUUAGAGUCAAUGACAUCCUUCAAAGAUACAAAAACCAUUGAUGAACACACAGAUUGUGUAACUCUAGCAGUAAAGGGAAAACCCCUUCCCUUCCACUCUGAUCAAGCAACACUGCAACAGAGCGAAGCUAGCAAUGAGGACAUGUUUGCCGAUCAGUUAUCUAAAACUAUUAUUAAACAUUCCAUAGAUAAAAGCCAAUCAACCAUCCCAAGUGUAGAUAAAAAUGCCGGACCCAAAGAAAGCUUGCUUGUUUCCAGAGAAGAGUCACAGUUGACCUUGGAAAAGUUCCCCAAAUUUCUUGACGCUCAAGAUCACUUAACCCACUGUUCACUUUCAGCAGGAAAGGAUUGUGCUCCCAAAUGUAAAUGUUCUUCGGCUCAUGGCUCUUCUGUAGAGACACUCCCACCAUGUCCAAUAACUGCUGGUCAGAAACCCGAUGUGAAGGAAGCUGCUAAAGACAAACCUGUGACAAAGCAUAAUGUGAAUAAUACAGCACUUGAGCCCUUGUCUUUUGGGCAAGAGCACCCUUUUCCUCAUUCACAUACUUUCUCAUCCACAGUGCUUCCAUGUGUAGAUGGUUUGCAUGUAGAAGACAAACAGAAAAUUAGAGAUAGAAAUGUAAUACCUGAUACUCCUCCCUCCACUCCUCUCGUACCAUCCCGGGCUGGUUCUGAAUGGGACAUCAAGAAGUUAACGAAAAAACUCAAGGGGGAAUUAGCAAAAGAAUUUGCACCUGCUACACCUCCCUCUACACCACACAACUCAUCUGUGGGCAGUUUGUCUGAAAAUGAACAAAAUACCAUAGAAAAAGAAGAGUUCAUGUUGAAACUCAUGCGAUCUCUUUCAGAAGAAGUUGAAAGUAGUGAAGAUGAAGGGCAUCCGGAAGUGGAUGUGAAGCCUGAGCACUCAGGGAAGAAAGUUCAGUUUGCAGAAUUGUUAGCUACCCACAUUGUGUCUCUUGCCACGGAAAUGGCGGCUUCCCACCUGGAUAAUAAAGUCAUUCAAGAACCCAGGGUGAAAAGCCCUUGCUUAAAUGCACAAAGUCAAAGCAGUGUGUCACCUACUGUUUUCAAUCGCUCGGAUUUACAAACAUUACGCAAUUUUGCAGGUGAUCUGGCCGCGGAAGUCAUUACGGAAGCUGAGAAGAUAGCAAAAGUUAGAAGUUGUGUGCUUUUCAGGCAAAGAAAGAAUAGUUGUUACAUUGACGGGGGCCGAGAUGAUCGAUCAGAAGAGAAGCUGGAUAGAGAGGCUGUAGCCCACUCAAGAGAAGUGGAACCAUUCAUUCUUUCGUUACCACCAGGCUCCUGUAUGUCCGGUCUGACCUACAAGUAUCCCAGCUGUGAAAGCGUGACAGACGAAUAUGCGGGUCACAUUAUCCAAGUGCUGAAACAGGAAGGCGGCAAUAGUGAGUUGUUAAUGGACCAGUAUGCCAACAGACUUGCUUAUCGGUCUGUUAAGUCAGGAUUGCAAGAAGCCGCUAAGACAGCCAAAAUGAAGUGCAGCUCAAGAAUGUUCCCCAUGCAGAGCUCACAGGUGAAGACCAAGAAUGAACUGUUCAUAUUCUUGAAUAAAGAACACCACCGAGAAGCAGAUAAAGAACGGCCAAGUAAAAGAAACGGAGGUUACCUUUGUAAAAAUCAAACUGGUGAGUGGACGCAGGACACACAUAAAAAUGAGUGCUCUGAACUGUAUAGUUUUUCAGCUUCUCUUGCUCACAGCAUAACAAGAGAUGUUACAAAAGAGCUGACAGCAUCUGCAGGUGGCUUGCCAAAAUCCUUAACAGAUUCUUGCCUUUAUGAAAAGUCUGGACGUGAUGAAGACACCAAGUCUCACAUCGAGCCAGAAUUUCUUCAGUCUCUUCAGCCUUCCUCACAAAGUCACAGAUUUUAUCACAGUACAGGCAGCUUAAGUGGGUCUGGUUAUGGAGAGAGUGUUGUUCAAGCUAUAGAGCAGUAUGCCAAGAAGGUAGUGGAUGACACUUUAGGGCUCAGUUUAGGAUCCAAAGUUUUCCAUGGGUCUGAGUCCACAAAAGCAGCCGAUAGGGUCACUUAUGCAGAAAAGUUGUCACCUCUUAUAAACCAAGCUUGCAGAUACUGUGACCGUAAAGAACUACACGAUUGCACUGGAAAUUCAUCUCUGCACACUUCCAGACAGGAUUCACUUGCUAGUAGUAAGCCAGUUUCUAAUUCAAAACUUAGCAAUAUCUGUCAGGAAUCUAGAAUUUUCCAUCUUGAUGUCCCACAAAUUCAUGUUGGUCUUGAUAAGAAGACAGUGCUUGCUGAGAAGAUCGUUGCGGAAGCUAUUGAGAAAGCAGAGAGAGAGCUGAGCAAUACCAGCUUGGCGGCUGAUAGCGGAAUUGGACAAGAUGGCGUUAGCUUUGCUGAGAGCCUUACCACAGAAAUAAUGACGUCAGCAAUGACAAAUGUUGGACGUGCGGUCAGCAGUCCAAAAGAAAUAGAAGAGUUUCAGUCAACUGAGUCUUUUGGCAGCCAGCAGAUGAAUCUCAGCAUUGGUGAAGACAGCACUGGCAGCUGGUCCAAUUUAAGUUUCGAAGAUGAGCAUCAGGAUGAAAGUAGCAGUUUUCAUCACCUAAGUGAAAGUAAUGGUAACAGCAGUAGCUGGAGCAGUCUUGGUUUAGAAGGAGAUUUGUAUGAGGACAAUUUAUCCUUUCCAACAUCAGACAGUGAUGGGCCAGAUGAUAAAGACGAAGAUCAUGAGGAUGAUGGAGAAGGUUUGGGGCAAGACAGAAAGAUCCUGCUCAUUACAAAUAUCGACAUGGAGCCGUGUGCAGUAGACCCCCAGCUGAGGGUUAUUCUUCAGUGGCUUGUUGCUUCAGAGGCCGAAGUGGCAGAACUUUACCUUCAUGACUCUGCAAAGAAGGAAUUCAUACAACUCUCCCGACGAUUACAAGAGAAGGGAUGGAAGGUGGGGGACGUCCUGCAGGCCGUGUUGCGGUACUACGAAGUGCGGGAGAAGCCGGGCACCCAGGAGAGCUGCCAGUCCCUGUUUGACUGGCUCUUGGAAAACGCGUAGUACAGCCCUGCAGCUGGUACAGUCUACCGUCUGGGGAGAGGAAGAAGCAGUGACAGAUGCAGAGGGUAAACUUUGAAUAUGAACACUGAUAGUGAACUGGGAGGGAAAUAGAGCUUUUUCUGCGCAUUCAGCCAUCCCACGUUGUAUAUAGUUCAUACUUUUGUAAUCUUUGUCAGAUAUUACCUUCAUCACUAUUCUCUACACCUGUGUAGUGUGUUAAGACCCUAAGAACAUUGAUUUGAAUGAAGGAAGUUGUGACCCUGAGGUUUUCAGGAACAUUGACUGACAGCAUUCUUUUUUGCAUCCAAAUAGUGCUGCUACAGACCACACUGAGGUGGCUGAGGGGAGGCUCCAGGGACAGACUUCUCAUUUUGCUCCUUUGCAAAACAUGCUAUUCUGUUGAGAACUAACCUGACAAAAGAGCUUUGAGGUCAAUGGGUUCCCCACCCCCGCCAUAGAAUUUCUCUCUUAUAUUUAGAAGUCAAUUUUAUUUUCAUAGCUCAGCUAUCAGUAGCUUUUUGAAUCCCCCAAAAUAUUUAAUUUCCUAGAAACAUAUUAGUAUUUUAGGUUUCUAUAGAUACCAUCAAUGAUAGUUUCCCCAGCCUUUCAGCAAAUGACAUUAUUUGCUAAUGUUGCCAAUCUAUCUGGCAUGAAAUUUGUGUGUGUGUAUGUGUGUGUAAGGGAGUACUUUAACCUUGCCUAGUGGGUUUUUGUGCCCUUUUUUAUUUUACUGUUUUCUUGGUUAGAAACCCACUGUUGACGUCUAAAAGGUGCUUUAAAAUAAAAUGUCUAUAAAGAUUGUGCAGUAAGAAUUUUUAUUUCUUUUUUGACUAUUUUGGGUCCCUAAUUUAUCCUAUAAAUGAAAAAAAGAAAAGGUGCAAAACUUUAAAUUUUAAAAAUUAAUAUUAAUACGGAAAUACAUUUAAAGAAGCCCAGUAAUGAUUUUCAUUGUCAGAUUUUUGAAGGAAAAAAAAAACACACACAAAACUCUCUGCUUAACAAGGAUAAGCUUUUUCUAGGAAACAGGGAUUCCCAGCUCUCCUUUUCACCCCAAUAAAAUGGUAUCUGCUCUAUUUUGUAAA
Molecule: messenger RNA, 7153 nt
Organism: Neogale vison (American mink)
Lineage: Eukaryota; Metazoa; Chordata; Mammalia; Carnivora; Mustelidae
Gene: AKAP11
Product: A-kinase anchoring protein 11
Exons: 12
Coding region: 294-6071 (1925 amino acids)
Biological process (GO): intracellular protein localization
Cellular component (GO): cytoplasm
Molecular function (GO): protein kinase A binding
Source: RefSeq, a predicted model, not a curated record